AUGUUCACUCUACUUUGUGUAUGUCCAAACCAUCGCAACGAUUUCGAACCUGACGCUCAAGUUGUGUUUGGUUCUCAUCACAGAAUUUACCCGGAAGACUUUCACAUGGUAACCGCAGAUGUCAGUCAUGGAGGUUGGAAGAUUGAAGUACUUGGUCUCAGUACACAUACAGGACGGAUUUCCUCGAUAAGAUUUACUGCAACGCUUGACAGCACCACCUGGUUGAACAAAGCUAUUGUGGGUUGCGCGAAUCAAAUUAACGCUGCAUUAGGAGCCACGUUAUCCGGAAAUGUGUACGUCGUUGACUGUAACCGAAUACCCCGUUUACCUACCCUCGUCAUCAGUUUGCCAGGGACAGACCUGAAUCUUCUCCCCGAACAGUAUGUUCAAAAAGAUACGACGCAAGGACGGACACAGUGUUUCAGUUCGAUCGUUUCGGAUCCAGCAAUAAGAAAUGAAGACAUGAUACUGGGAAUGUCUUUCAUGGAACACUUUUUGUCAAUGUUUGACUAA
Messenger RNA from Opisthorchis viverrini, 513 nucleotides. RefSeq lists its product as hypothetical. Gene Ontology annotation, biological process: proteolysis. The coding region runs from base 1 to 513 and encodes 170 amino acids. NCBI's taxonomy places the organism in Eukaryota, Metazoa, Platyhelminthes, Trematoda, Opisthorchiida, Opisthorchiidae. Gene Ontology annotation, molecular function: aspartic-type endopeptidase activity. The record is from RefSeq and is a predicted model, not a curated record. The transcript is spliced from 4 exons.